AUGCACUUCUGCCAUCCUGCACUGCUGCCAUCCUCUCUUGUCCUCCUCACUGUCCCGGGGCCACCAAUCUCGGCCUUCUGGAUGCCAUCAUUGGCUUCUUCUUGCACUUCUGCCAUCCUGCACUGCUGCCAUCCUCUCUCGUCCUCCUCACCAUCCUGGGGCCACCAAUCUCAGCCUUCUGGAUGCCAUCAUCAGCUUCUUCUUGCACUGCUGCCAUCGCCAUCCUGCACUCCUCGGCCUCUCACAUCUCCUCAGCCAUCUCCUUCCAUUUAUCCCCUGUGGUAUCUCUCAUACAUAUCUGGGUAUCUCUUACCUCCGCCUCUUUCUUCUCAGCCUCUCUGGCAUCCCUCGUACCUCCGCCUGUCCUCUGCUUCCCCCAAUGUUGCCAAUGGUGCUCUCUCGACCCAUUAUUCUCCUGUCGAGCAAGACUCCCAACCUGCCGAGUAA
Molecule: messenger RNA, 447 nt
Organism: Suillus fuscotomentosus
Lineage: Eukaryota; Fungi; Basidiomycota; Agaricomycetes; Boletales; Suillaceae
Exons: 1
Coding region: 1-447 (148 amino acids)
Source: RefSeq, a predicted model, not a curated record